GUAAAGUAGAACGGAAAUGUUGCCGCUGCCGUGCAGCGUCCAAGAACGGAGAGGAAGCGAAGAAGAAGAAAGACGGCGAGCAUUUUGUUACAAGGCCACGAGCCGCUACGGAGAGUUGCAAACAGAGAAGAAGGUUACGUAACAUCGAAGAUUUUGAUUUCAUCGUGUGUGUUUUUGAACUGCCGAGAGGGGAGCGUCGAGACUCAUCUCUACGGGGACACGUUUUCCGUGAUUUUUUUACUUUGGCACAUCAUUUCAUCAAAUACAAACGGAUCAUCAUGGCUGAUGAUUUUGACGUUGAGGCCAUGCUGGAGGCUCCUUACAGAAAGACUUCCCUAAUGAUAUCUCACCUCUACUCCCAUGAAUUCAUCUUUGAUUCCACUGUGAACUGUGAAAAAAAGGAAGGUAGUUAUUGUGCAUAUACUGAUGUACUGUGGUUCACCAUAGGACUAAAAGAGAUUCAACCUAGAACAUCCAAUCCGUAUUCGGUUGCAAAAAGGUGAAUGCCAGUGGUUGAUAAGCCCAUCCUUACCUAUCAAGCAAAGAAGGCAGUAUUCAGAUUUACAAUUUCUUAUUGAACAUUCAUUCAAGAUUUCUGCUUUUAUAAGGAACACAUCACACUGUCACCUCCACAUUAUCUAGCAUUCACCUUUUGUUCUCUCUUUUUUCUCUAGAAUAAUGAACUGGAAUCUAAAAAGUGUCUAGAAAGUUUACUUUUCUGAAGUAAAACUGAUCCAUAUACAUUUUUUUCUGUAUUAUUACACAUCCAAAAGUUAUAGUUUGAGGAUGGUAUGCUUGUAAAAGCAAAAUAUCCAGUUUUAAAUCUUCUAGUAUGAAUACAAAAACAUGUCAUGAUUUUAAUACAAGUACAGAGUUUAUUUGUCUUUGUAAGUAUGAAUACUGCCUCUUUGCAUCAGUCGAUUGUAAUGUGAGUAAGCAUCUUGAAUCUUGCAUGCUACAUAUUAUCACGUAUAUUAAUUUAUAAAUGUAAAAAUAGACAUUUCUAUUUGGCAACAUUGUAUAAUACAGUGAGUAACUUUUCAAUAGUUGAUUCCUCAAGUGCAAACAUUGAAAACAUGACCUAUCAUAUGAAACUAAGGCUAAUAGCAGUGUAAUACGUGGCUGAAUUACUGGAUUUCUUUAUUUUGAUCAUUUCUUUAUUCAUUUAUUUUCAUGGGCGUCAAUAUUACUAAGAAGUGUGAAUCCCUGUUUGCUUCAGGGCAAGAUGUGUGACAGAGGUGGCAUCGAGCUCUUACAGUCCAAGAACGAAAAUGGGUGAAGAUCACUGGACUGACACCAACAACACAGGAUCUCUUUUAGUGGCCGUCACAUGAUUAGGCACAAAUAGUGGCAUGGGUACGGCCUAUUAGGAGGGGAAUGGUGGAGAUGAUCUGACUUCUGUGAAAGCUUCCUGAACUCUGCUAAUGUUGGACAUUCUCCCAUAACUUUGCUUUGUUGCAUUAAGUACUGUGCAGCCUUGUUUAAUAACAAAAAAAAGGAAGGGGAUGGGAAGCUAUUGGGGUGGUGGAAGGACUCUGUCCAGACAUGACAGUGGGAAGUUUGAAGUAUUAUUAUUAAUUGAAAAUAUUCUGCAUUUUCUCUUGUCCCACCCCAACCCCCUUUACCUUGACGACUUGAAAUGUCUCAUCUACGUCCUCAUGAUGUUCUUCUAUGAACCUUGCUUAGGAUGAGAUCAAGUCCUCUCAUGCAAACGGACACGAUGAUUCGAGCAAGAAGAAAAGGAGGAGUAGAAGCAGGAGCCGAAGUCCAGGCUCUAAGAAGAAAAGAAGUCGAAGCAGGGACAAAAAGAAGAGUAAGAAGAGGAGCAAGAGCAGAGAAAGAAAACGAAGCCGCAGCAGAGAACGCCACCGCAGCCGCUCCAGAAGCAAAGAACGUUCUGGGCGGUACAGAGCACGCAAGAGUCCCAUGUGAGUGACCUCUCAUACUAGACACACGGAAGCAGGUUUACAAACAAAUGUAGCCCUUCAUCAACAUGUUUCUACUUUGAUUAACAAAUAGAGUAUCAUCUCUGUUGAAGAGUCCCCAGAAGGCAUGACAGGGAUACUACCGUGCACAUUGGAUCACUAAGUUAAAGCAACUAAAUUGAAGUUGGCGAUCAUUAAUGCUGUCUUGCACACUUGUGUUCUCCCCAUGUGAUAUGCUAGAAUGUUUCUUUCUACAGUGUCUGUGGGAGAACCAGAUGAAUUUGUGAUACUUUGACUGAAAACACUUGCGGUCAAGUAAUGUUUUGUUCAAGAACUACAGCAUGUCACGAUCCUGUGUUUUGAAUUUAAGUUGAGAAAGCAAUUCUUUCUACAAGUGAAUUUCCACCGAUGGAAGAUCAAUGCAUUUUAUCUUCUCUUGUUCAUUUCAGCCGAAAACGAUCCAAAAGUCGAAGUCCUCCUUUCAAAAAGGAAAAGAGUCCCAUCAGGCAACCUAUUGACAAUCUAACACCAGAGGAGAGAGAUGCCCGCACAGUUUUCUGCAUGCAGCUUGCAGCCAGAAUCAGAGCUCGAGACCUGGAAGAUUUUUUCUCAGCUGUUGGAAAAGUGAGAGACGUGAGGAUGAUUUCAGAUAGAAACUCCCGGAGGUCAAAGGGCAUUGCAUACAUAGAGUUUGUGGAGGCCUCUUCAGUACCGUUGGCAAUUGGUUUGACUGGACAGAGGCUCUUAGGAGUGCCCAUCAUCGUCCAGGCCUCACAGGUCAUGGCGGAGAAAAACAGAGCAGCAGCUGCUGCUAAUAAUCUACAGAAGGGCAGCUCAGGCCCAAUGCGUCUGUACGUGGGCUCGCUGCAUUUCAAUAUAACUGAAGAAAUGCUCCGAGGGAUCUUUGAACCUUUUGGAAAGAUUGAAGGAAUCCAGCUGAUGAUGGAUAGUGAGACUGGACGAUCCAAAGGAUACGGCUUCAUAUCGUUUGCAGACGCAGAAUGUGCAAAAAAGGCUUUAGAGCAGCUAAAUGGCUUUGAGCUGGCAGGGCGUCCAAUGAAGGUGGGGCAUGUUACAGAGCGCUCCGACUCAUCAACGGCGAGCUCGUUCCUGGACAACGACGAGCUGGAGAGGACUGGCAUCGACCUCGGCACGACAGGACGUCUGCAGCUCAUGGCUCGACUAGCAGAAGGAACUGGUUUGAAGAUUCCUCCAGCAGCUCAGCAGGCUCUGCAGAUGACUGGCUCCAUGCCCUUUGGAAACAUUACAGCUCCACCAGCUGUUCCAACUCCAGCUCCAAGCCAAGCUUUGAACCUCCCAUCACAGCCACUGGCCACACACUGCCUUCAGCUGUCCAACCUGUUCAACCCACAAUCGGAAAACGAUCCAACCUGGGCCAUCGAAAUCCAGGACGAUGUCAUUGAGGAGUGCAACAAACAUGGAGGAAUUGUUCACAUUUAUGUCGAUAAAAAUUCUGCUCAAGGUAACGUGUACGUGAAGUGUCCCUCAAUACCAGCAGCAAUGGCAACUGUAAAUGCUCUUCAUGGACGCUGGUUUGCAGGUAAAAUGAUAACUGCUGCCUACGUGCCCUUACCAACCUACCACAACCUCUUCCCCGAUUCAGUCACAGCGAAGCAGCUACUUAUGCCAGCUCGCCGAUAGUCUAAUACAAGCUCAUGAAAGUCAGUGUAAAUACAUUUGUUUGCAUUCAUUGAAAUGUCACUGAAACGGGCAUUGAAAUUAGUUGGCUGUGUGUAAUAAAAGUUGCCUCACAUUCAUUUGUUCACCAUUGAAAAUAGGCAUUUUCCUUUAGGUUGCUUUUCAGAUUUUUGUGGGUUUGUGUUGUAAAUCUACCACUGAGAGGUAAUCUGCAGGUAUCUAUUGGUCUGUAUGUUUUUAAAUAUUACUGUCUUAUCUGCUUGUUUAAAAGUCAACAAUUUUAGAUUCAAAAUAAAUUGCAAAUACAGAGAUGUGUUGGGUUAAUAGGCCUUAAAUGCCAAAAGUAUAUCAAUGUCAACAAUAAUCCUUUGUAACUUUUUACAGCCAUAAUUUCAUUUUUUGUAUGAAGGCUCCCAAUAAACUUUGGCAAAUUUGA
Notolabrus celidotus (New Zealand spotty) is the source of this 4020-nucleotide messenger RNA. RefSeq names its product RNA binding motif protein 39b (gene rbm39b). Bases 2334 to 3587 code for a protein of 417 amino acids. The transcript is spliced from 14 exons. The record is from RefSeq and is a predicted model, not a curated record. Lineage: Eukaryota; Metazoa; Chordata; Actinopteri; Labriformes; Labridae. Gene Ontology annotation, molecular function: RNA binding. Gene Ontology annotation, cellular component: nucleus. Gene Ontology annotation, biological process: mRNA processing.